UGUAAGGUUUUCAGUGCUGUAUACAAUGUCGAUAGAAGCGACAAGGAUUUCACACGAAAAGCUUAACAGGAUGACCUUUUGGUCGAGGCAUGACCCAAUUAAACAACAGAAAGGUCAUACUGACCAUUGGUCAAAAGCCAGACAGAAGUCGAGUGCCUAUUCUGUGUCGUACGGAGCCAAGGGGCUACAGAUCCGCUCGGACACAAAUUUAGACUUAGCAACUAUAAGGAAAGCUCAGAGUACCAGGGUUAAGUUUGUAAACGACAAUGUUACACGAUUACCGAUGAGGUCUAUAGAUGAUAUGAUUUUAAAUGGCCUAGACGCAGAACUACCAACACCAACUAUCAACCAGAGACCCCGGAUGAAUUUUAGCCGGAAGUCAUCAAGAACAUCUUUUAACGAGAGAGCCCGGGACGGCUUCCGGUACUGGCUGAUAGACCGCCCAAAGCCCACCAAAUUUGGCAAAUAUGGUAUCGGAUCGUACAAGACAGUGCUUGGGAUCGGCAACGCUCCAAGAACGUAA
This is a messenger RNA of Ylistrum balloti, 523 nucleotides long. RefSeq lists its product as uncharacterized. Bases 26 to 523 code for a protein of 165 amino acids. The transcript is spliced from 5 exons. NCBI's taxonomy places the organism in Eukaryota, Metazoa, Mollusca, Bivalvia, Pectinida, Pectinidae. The record is from RefSeq and is a predicted model, not a curated record.